Lampris incognitus (smalleye Pacific opah) is the source of this 2045-nucleotide messenger RNA. RefSeq names its product apoptosis, caspase activation inhibitor (gene aven). Bases 50 to 1024 code for a protein of 324 amino acids. Gene Ontology annotation, biological process: negative regulation of G2/M transition of mitotic cell cycle. The record is from RefSeq and is a predicted model, not a curated record. NCBI's taxonomy places the organism in Eukaryota, Metazoa, Chordata, Actinopteri, Lampriformes, Lampridae. The transcript is spliced from 6 exons.
CAUCAUAGCGUCACGGCGUGAACGGUCCGCCGCCGGCGCGCGUGCGGCUAUGGAGUGGAGAGCGAGCAGAGGGAGAGGCAGAGGAGGCGGCUGGGGACGAGGCGGCGGACAGGACGGUGACGGCUCCGCCGCUGCUGCUGCACACCGGGGAAGAGGGAGAGGAGGACACAACCGCGGCAGGGGGAAGAGGGAGCAUCACCGCGGGCGCGGACGCGGGGGAGGCCCGCCUGCGGCUUUUGAGCGACCGGAUCAAGAUGAAGGGAACAACCCACAGCCGGAGGAUGAAGGGGUGGAGACGUUCUCCAGGAGGAAGCUGGAGUCAAACUGGGACCGCUAUAAGGAGUCCGAAAAGGUGGAGCCCGAUGAUGACAUGCCCACCCAGAGAGGAACAGAUUAUCAUGUCCUACUGGAAUCAGCAGGGGAUUCUUUCACGCAAUUUCGUUUUUCUGAGGAAAAAGACUGGGAGAUGGACUCACUGACAACCAGCCAGAUGUCUGCAGUAUUUUUGGAUCUUCCAGCGCUGGCCCAGUCUCUCCAAGAAGUGCCCCUCCACCAGAGACUCAACCUGGAGGCUGAGCUAGUACAGGUCUCAACACCAGUGGAGCUGCCUGCGAUCACUGUAGCACCCAAACAGAAUAUCACAAAGACUGCCUCGGAUUUAAAAGGCCUCAAGACAAGCUUUGGGAUUUCCUUGGUUGCAAGACCAGAGUGCAGUCCUGCUCCUCAGGUUUCUACUGGUGCUACCAAGCCCCUGGUGGAUGAUGUUGAUGAAGAGCUGGACCAGCUGCUCACUUUACAGAAGCCAGUCUCAGAUACUUCAGGAAACCACUCCGUCAGCAUGACAGAUGAAGAGGUCAUCAUUCCAGCAGAACCUGAGAACGUAAAGGAGGCGGUUCCAGAGGUGAUGGAGGAGAAGCUGCAGGAGGCAAAGGACAAGGUGUCCCCACCUCCCAAGGCUGUUCCCGUCAAACAGGAAGUGACAGAGGAGGACUUGGAAGACUGGCUUGACAGCAUGAUCUCAUGAACCCCUUGUGCCCAUAUGCUGACACUGCCCCCAGUGUGCCCAGCAAGCUCAGCUUCUUACUGAUGUUCACAUGAACCGCACUGCUGGCUGUCAAGAGUGCGUUCAGACUGACACCCAAUUAUGCAUUUGACUGACAUGCAAAUGUGUUUUGACUGACAUGCAAAUGUGUUUUGACUGUAAUCUUUUUUUUUUUUCCUGUCUAUGUUGGCCUCUGGUAAUUGAUCAAUAAGGGAAAGUUAUUUUCCUUCUAGGCAGCUGAAUGAGGGACAGAAUCUCUGGGGAGUUGUGCAGACGAAACUGCGGUGACUGCAGCCAUUCCCACGUCCUCUGUGAGUAGUACACGUGGCCAUUGACGCGCUGGUUAAUGGCCUCGCCCAUAUUUGCGUAUGAAACUGAUCGUCGGUUUCGGUCGUUAUGCAGCUGUAUUGUUUAUGAGGGUGGGGACACCUGCAGUCCCUUUAGGGCCCAGCCACACCAAACUGACAGCGGAGAACUAGCGGCGACGAAGGCCGACUGUUGCGCCGCCUCACAUCCCCUGCGUCUGGACCAGAAAGUAGCGUUUGAACACCGCAACCGCUACGGCCAACGUACGUUCUGCGCCUGCGUGAGGACAUGACUCUCCAUACCAGCAGGUGGCGGUGUAGGUAGUUAUUGGUCAUUCAAAAUUUGAAACCGGAAGGCCCAGGACUGCGGCUAUACAAACCGUAAACAAAAGCAGCGUUCGCGUACCGUCUUCGCUCAGCUCUCGCUCACUACAGACGGGGUCGUAAUAAAGCUAAAGGCGGCGGCGGCGGAACAUGAGAAAUCGCACUAAAUGGGUGAAAUCACGCUCGGGGGGGGGGGGGGGGGGGCUUUCCCGAACCUGCCUCGAGAGCUGUGGCGGUGUUGUUUUGUGGCCUCGUGACUUCGUCGUUCGCUUGCUUUCGUAACUUCCGUUUCUCGUCUCGUGCACUGGUUCGCCACGCUGAACAGCCAAUCGGUGAUCUCUCACCGACGGGCUGCGCCGCUGAUUCAACACGUG